CUUGUGCCAUGGAGGUGUCUUGAUUGGUGAGUGGAGGCUUCACGCUUGGUGGUACUCGUGCUAACCACCUUGACAUGACGUCAUGCUCGACGCCAUGGUGCUUGGGGGUUCGAUGGAUCCGCACUGACCCCCUUGGGGUGGCAUCAUGCUUGACACCCUUGGACGGUUGGAUCUCCAUACUUAGCCAAUUUUCACUUCGGCAUCAUGCUUGACACCCUAGUGCUUGACCCCCUUGGACGGUAUCAUGCAUGACCCCCCUGGUGGUUGGAUCUCCAUGCUUAGCCAAUUUUCACCUCGGCAUCAUGCGUGACACCCAGUGCAAGGUAGGUGGUUGCGAUACUUGGUGCUUGACCCCCUUGGACGAUGUUAUGCAUGACCCCCCUUGCAUGAGGUCAUGCUUGACCCCCUUGUAGUUGGGUCUCCAUAGUUAGCCAAAUUUUGGCUUUCUUCACCACCAUGGUCUUGGGACUCCCUUGCCAACAUGCUUGAUACCCGGUAGGCGGCUAUACUCCCUUGCGUCUCGUCAUACUCGACUCACCUUGGAUGGUAUCAUGCUUGACCCCCUUGGACGAUGUUGUGCAUAACCCCCCUGGUGCAAGGUAGGUAGAUGGCAUAGUGUUUGACCCCCCUGGGAUGAUGUCAUGCUUGACUCCCCUUGUGCUAUAGGUCUCAACACUUAGCCAAUUUUCGCCUUCUUUCCUAUCACGGUCUAGCGCGAUGACCCCUUUGCAUGACAUCAUGCUUGACCCCCCUGGGAUGAUGUCAAGCUUGACCCCCCUUGUGCUAUGGGUCUCAACACUUAGCCAAUUUUUGCCUUCUUUCCCAUCACGUCCAGCGGUACUCGCGAUGACCCCUUUGCAUGACAUCAUGCUUGACCCCCCUGUGAUGAUGUCAUGCUUGACCCCCCUGGUGGUUAGGUCUCCAUACUUAGCCAAAUUCAUGUUUUUCAUGUCUUGGUACCAAGCCCUGCCCCCUGGCCAAGGAAUUCCAUACUUAGCCAACUUUCAUGUCUUUUGGUAUCAAGCCUGCCUUGUCGGCUUGAUACCCCUUUUGCUCCAUCCUUAGCCAAAUUCUAUGUCAUAGUACCAAGCUCUGCCUUGCCGGCUUGAUAUUCCCUCGUUGGCCUCCUUACUUGGUACCCGGUAAUUUGGCACCCUUAGAUCUGAAUUUUCUGGAUCUACUUAAAUCUAAAGGUUCAAAUUUGAUUAUUCAUAGGUUAGACCUAUCCUAAGGCACAUUGUUUGUGUCAUGCUCAUGUCUCCCCCAUACGAAUUCAUGCAUUUCACACUUCAUGAGUUUUGUCACACGGAAACAAACCAGAAAAAGAAAGUUGAAUACAGACAGACAGCGUUUAUUUCGUAAUUGUUGGGUAAUGUCUCGGCGCUCAAUGGACCUACCCUUUCCCCCAAGAAUAACAAUGGACCGAAAAUGGACCUUCCACUAGGCAAAAAUAAUGUCAGGACUCGGGAUGCUUUCCUAAUCAUUUAUGGCUCCCUUUCUUCAUUCAAACUCUAGGCCCUAUGAUUUGUUCUUCAUCGUUAGAGUGAGAUUGCUGAACCUGCUAUCACUUCUCUCAUUUAUUUUGGUUUGGUGAGAGCGGAAAGAAGACGGGGCGUCGUUUUUGAGCGCCAUCAUCAGCUGACAACGACAAUGGAGUCGGUGGGCGGUUGAGCUCUCUGUCACUUCUGUGUUUGUAAUUUUUCCCCACACAGCUAAAGGAAGCGGAUAUUACUCUCCACCUCCCAUAUUCUCCUCUGUCGUCUCUCAUCUGCAGUCAGUAAAAAAAAAAUCUCAUCAUGGAGCUGUUCCUUGAAUUCUCCUUGACCCUAUUCUUCUCCUUCCUCUUCUCCUUCAUCGUCUCCAAACUCCUCUCCGUUUACUCUGCCACUUUUACGGGCUCUGGUGACGAUUACCCAGGAGGUGCUUUCAAUAGCGUCAAACUCAAGUGCAAUAGGAUAAGGACCAUGAAUGUCCGCUCCUCCAAACCGGAGAAAACAGUUGGUUUUGCUGCAGAAUUCGUUAAAGUAGAGGAAUUCAGCAGAUUCAGCUACAGAGAUAAUGGCAGAGGUCUUGCAUCACCGACAAACAAAGAAGAACCGAGGGCAGAGGAGUUCAGCGAGCGGGGGAGUUUGGAUUGCGACGAAAUUGAGAUGUUGGAUUUGGGCGGGGCGGUCGCGUUGGAAUGUGAAAUUGUUGAGGUUUCAGAGUGCGGAGACGAUUUGGUGGAGGUGGGUUGGGUGAAGAAUGCAGGUAUGGUGUUUGAUGAAUGGCAAGGGGUGGAGAGAAGUGAAUUGGAGCGACUUUUCGGUGCUGCUGUCGCUUAUGUUGGCUCUACCCUUGCUGCUGCUAAUUAUUCGCAUCCGCGAAACGAGUUGAAGUUGCAGCUUUAUGGGCUUCACAAGAUCGCCAUUGAUGGCCCCUGCCAUGCUCUCCGACCCAUGGCCUUGAAGGUUUUUGCUCGUGCAAAGUGGAAUUCAUGGCAGCAACUGGGAGACAUGAACCGAGAUGAAGCUAUGGAGAAGUACAUCAACCUCCUCUCAAGCCACAUUCCAGAGUGGAGGAAAACCCUUCUUCCGGUUAAGUUUUAAUCACUAAAAACACCAUUUUUUUUAACUCGAGGAGUUUCAAUAGCGAAAGGACACUUGCAAGUAUUCAUUUAGUGUAUGGGAACUACAGAAGGUUAUCCAGGAUUGGGAGGUUCAGUUAAUUUAAUUAAGUAAAUAAGAAGGGUAUGGAUCGAACCUAGCCGUGCAAAUACCAGUUAUUAAUUUUCUCAUUCUUUCUUCUUUGUAAAGUUGUGCAUACAGUAUGAUUUCACGUUCAGAGAGUUGAAUGCAGACACAUUUGGUUUCCUGGAGACAAGGGAUGGAGAUCCAAAUUACAACGAAUCCGAUUAUACCAUGUAUGUAAGUUGUCUUUUUUACCCCCUUAAACAAAUAAAUGAUUUGAUGCAGCAAGAGGUGUUCAAAGGAUUUGGUGAAAUGAGGUGUCAAAUUUUAUCUUAGAUGGAAACAGCCAAACCCCCUACCCCCUUCAGGUUUGAUUUUAACGUGAUUGAAUGAUUGUAGAUCAGGUCCAUAAUCUUGAUCUACACAUUAAGUGUCCUCUCAAUUUAAUUGGAUAAGGAGGCAGAGUGAAUGGAAGGGUCUUAUCAAUCUAAGAGUAAAUAGAGAAAACUUCUGUGAAAAUAGAAUUGAAAGACAAUUACAUGAUUCACACUUGUUUGAACAAAGUUCGAGCAAAGGUGCUUAAUGUUUUGUUAAUGAGAGAAGAGGUAACUAGAGGGUCUUAGUCAAUUGUAUGGUCUACGGUAGGCCGUAGAAUUGGGUAUCAGAGCCAACCUCUUUCUAUGGUCAACAACCAUACCCUUAAGGGUAUCAAUUUUAUUCUCCAGACUGAGUAGAAAGCCAUUCAUACCACAAGGGGAAUCCACCAUUACUCUUGGUGCAUAAAGUGAGCUUGGAGUUCAAAUUGGCGGACUUCUUAAUGAAGAGUGAAAGAGCACAUCGGAGACCUGCACAAAUCCACCUCCUCCAAAGUUUCUACGGGAGUUCGAGGAGUUACAUUGACGAAGAGAAACUACUCGACUAUUGUGUGCUAGCCUUGCUCAAGAACAUGUUCUACAGGAAGUUGGUGAAUCUAGCGAUUCUCGUAUAAGGAAGGAUAAGGAGAGCUCAACCUCCAAGGAUGAAGGAGUGCUUCAUCCCACACCACCAUCGAAGAUCAAAUCCUUGCUGGAAUUGGCUAUGGAGCGCUUCAACAUAGGGUACAAGUGCAUUGACACUACUGACCCUAAUCUUCCUCUGGGAUGCUUUUAUGCAAAUGUAGAUAUAAAGCGGAGGAAGAAAAACUCGAAGUGGUGGAAGAGCAAGAAGAGCAUGAUUGACUACCUAGAGAAGAUCUUGCUAGUAACUGCAAUGUUACCCCUAUUCAACAAGAAGAAGGGAGCAACAACGAGGUUAUGGUGGAUGAAGAAGGAAGCGAAUGUUGAUGAAUGAAUGUAUGUGGUUUGGACGCCUUGGUGGGUAUUGAUUGUGUGAAUUUUAAUGCUUGGAGGGUUCACCCACUAAGUGCUCGAUAAAAUGCCCAAACCACUUGAACUUUGUUUUUUAUAAUUCGAUAAAUGACAAUUAAACUCUUGAAUGCUUAUGUUAGGCCGCUAGAAGCAUUUUGUUCGAAUUUUGGUUGAUUGGCAUAGGGUGUAUGGCUCAUCUUCUCACCUAACAUUACCGCUUUGUUAUGGUUUUUGAGCAAUCAGUCCAUACCCUUACCUUAGUUGUUUAGGUUGUUUCUUUCCUUUAGUAAUGGCUCCUAUUACGAGGGGAGAAAUCCAGUUCUCCUCCUCUAUAAGUGGCAACGACUCCGACCCACGAAUAUCAACGGAGAGCCCGAACCACUACACAACCAGUCGAGCCUCAACUGCCAGUACACCACGAGAAAGAACAAAAAUACAAUAUCAAC
Messenger RNA from Linum trigynum, 4461 nucleotides. The record is from the annotation of a GenBank genome assembly. NCBI's taxonomy places the organism in Eukaryota, Viridiplantae, Streptophyta, Magnoliopsida, Malpighiales, Linaceae.